AUGUCACAUUCCGAGUCGGUGUCGCCUCUACGUUCCCAUUUAACUAUCGGACCUCAUUCUCAGUCAUUACGAUCUCCAAUGCGAACACCGUUCAGCCAUGCACACACCUAUAGUGUCAGGGAGCGAUCUAUUAACGAGGUGCUCCAUUAUGAACCAGACUCUUAUGCUCGGCUUUUACAAAUGAAUCAAUGUUAUGAAGCAAUGCCAACCUCGAGUAAAAUGGUUAUAUUCGACACCGAACUGGUUUUAUGGAAAGCCUUCAAUGGACUUGUUUACCAAAACACUAGGCAUGUGCUGCUUUCAAAUGGCGAACGUGGUGGAUUAAUUACGGGCAUUCUCUCAGUUACAGAUUUUAUACGGGUUAUGCUGAGGUUGCGUAGAGAGCGAGGACAGGCAGAUGCAUUAGUGGAUGAUAAACAAGACUUGGGAAAAUUAACUAUACAAAAGUAUAGAGAACUUGUGCAAAAAGAAGGAAAGCUCAAGGAAUUAGUGUACAUAAAUGCUAAUAACAGUUUAUUGGAGGCUGCUAGAUUACUUGCUCAGCAUCGUAUACAUCGUCUGCCUGUUCUUGAUCCAGAAUCGGGCAGCCCACUCUUCAUCCUCACUCACAAACGAUUGCUCAAGUUUCUUUGGUGUUUCGGUCAACAGUUUUCCCAACCUGAUUAUCACAUUCGAACUGCCAAGGAUCUGAAUGUUGGCUCAUGGGUCGGAAUCCGUGUGGUCUUUCCAGACACUCCUUUAACGAUCUGCCUUGACAUUUUGCUAAAUAAGGGCGUUUCUGGUGUACCAGUCGUCUUUCCAGACACUCCUUUAACGAUCUGCCUUGACAUUUUGCUAAAUAAGGGCGUUUCUGGUGUACCAGUCGUGGAGCGAGACACCUUCAAGGUUAUCGACAUGUAUUCACGAUUUGAUGCAGUUGGAAUCGCAUUGGAGGAAAGCGCUGAUAGUCUGGAUGUUAGCGUUGAGCAAGCUCUCAAGUUUAAAAACUUGGGCAGGAAUGAUCAAGAUCGUGUUGUGUCUGUAAGGGAUACCGAUACCUUGUGGAAAGCUAUAACCGUCCUUGUGGAGCGAAACGUUCAUCGCUUAUGUGCGGUCAAUGAAAAAGGCGCCAUAGAGGCUAGUGACAUCUUUUUUCGUUUUGCUAUUGCAGAUUUCCUUAUUUCUAACAUUGGUAUAAUUUCGCUUUCUGAUGUGAUCAAUCAUAUGGUGGUCAAACCUGGUGCAAACUUGAAACCAAUCCGGGUUCCACGCCGUCAUUACACGUCCCAUCCAUAUGACUGCAGCGACGUGGAUUUACGUAAUCGCCUACAGGACAGUGCUACUCUUCUUGAAGAUACGGCCACUGGAAAGCUUCGGAAGGACAUUAGUAACCUCAGUCUUCGUUGA
Ostertagia ostertagi is the source of this 1386-nucleotide messenger RNA. Lineage: Eukaryota; Metazoa; Nematoda; Chromadorea; Rhabditida; Trichostrongylidae. The record is from the annotation of a GenBank genome assembly.